Betta splendens (Siamese fighting fish) is the source of this 2197-nucleotide messenger RNA. RefSeq names its product charged multivesicular body protein 4Ba (gene chmp4ba). The record is from RefSeq and is a predicted model, not a curated record. Gene Ontology annotation, cellular component: ESCRT III complex; multivesicular body; cytoplasmic side of plasma membrane. Gene Ontology annotation, biological process: late endosome to vacuole transport via multivesicular body sorting pathway; vesicle budding from membrane. NCBI's taxonomy places the organism in Eukaryota, Metazoa, Chordata, Actinopteri, Anabantiformes, Osphronemidae. The transcript has 5 exons. Bases 189 to 854 code for a protein of 221 amino acids.
UCGGCAAAGGCGGAAGUAGAGUCGACGACAACAACAACAGCCGUGGCAGCGGCGGUUCUCCGUGUUCCGCGACGACAGUUGACGAGGACGACAGGAGCUUCAUUUAGCGAACGCUUCUUGGUUCCAGCUCAUAACGUGCCGCUCGCGUAGCGUUUUUACGGCCUUUACUGUUUACAUUUAGUCACAAAAUGUCGCUUUUUGCCAAGAUGUUCGGCAGCGGGGGAAAGGGUGGCAAAGCGCCCACACCCCAGGAGGCUGUCCAGCGGCUCCGGGAGACCGAGGAGAUGUUGGCCAAAAAGCAGGACUUUCUAGAGAAGAAGAUCGAACAGGAGCUCGUCACGGCCAAGAAAAACGGCACGAAAAACAAACGAGCGGCUCUACAGGCCUUGAAGAGGAAAAAGCGCUACGAGAAGCAGCUGGCUCAGAUCGACGGCACGCUGUCCACCAUUGAGUUCCAGAGGGAGGCGCUGGAGAACGCUAACACAAACACAGAAGUGCUGAAGAACAUGGGAUACGCUGCUAAGGCGAUGAAGGCUGCGCAUGAAAACAUGGACAUUGACAAGGUAGACGAUCUGAUGGCCGACAUCACAGAGCAACAGGAGGUGGCUCAGGAAAUCUCAGAUGUCAUUUCCAGACCAGUCGGAUUUGGAGAAGACUACGAUGAGGACGAGCUCAUGGCCGAGCUGGAGGAGCUGGAACAGGAAGAGCUGGACGUUCACCUUUUGGAAGUUGAAGGAACGGCCGAUAUCCCUCUACCCAGCGUACCUUCUUCACUACCAUCCAGACCAGCCAAGAAGAAGGUGGAAGAAGACGAAGACGACAUGGCAGACCUUGCGGCGUGGGCAACUCAGUAAACAACCUGCCUCCUGGCUAGCGCCCCUCUCCUGUCUGUGUACCACCACAGUGGUACAGGGCGUCUAGAGGAGAGACAGGGACUGUGGGCUGCUGGCAUGCUGCUCUGUCUUAAACCUAGUCCUUAUAUCUAAUCAUACCCUGACCUUGAAGUGUGCACUUGUGCAUGUUUGCUGGCUCCAAAUGAAACAAACCUGGGCUUUUCUCUUCUGAUUAAUGUCAAGUAGGAAUCACGUGUCUUUGUCUCCAAAGGGCAUAAAAACAAAAGUCAUGUCAUAACAGCCCAUGGUUAUGAAUUAUGAAGUGUUUUUGUAAGAAACGCGGUUCAUAAAUGAGCACUUAGAGCAGGAGCAAGUGCAUACUUCCAGGGAAUGGCGUGUGGAGGAACAAGGCUCCUUUCUGGGAAGAAUGUGAAGAAUCAACAGGGGUAAAAAAGCAAAACCAGACAGACGUGACUCAGCCAUUUUUCUGCUUUCUGCGUUGGCAUCUUUCUGCUCUCCAAAGACGACAAGGACCCUUUGUGCACGGCUACAAAACGAUGAAUCAUAAUCAUGUCGGACGUUCUCAGUGAAAUGUCACUCUGAUGACAGCGUCUUCUUUUGACCCCGCUGCUAUUCCUGUGUCCUCCUAUUCCGUGUCCUGCUUUUUAGCUGAUUUGAUUUGAUCAAGCUGCUAUUCCUAAAACAUUUAAUCAUGGAGGCAAGUGAGUAAAUUGGGCUGAUUAUCUAAAAGGACUUGAUGCCACCCAAACAUAAUAUUACCUGAUAGCAUAAAGUAAUGUUCCGGUGUAAUGCUGCCCUGACGUCAACCAAAGCUAUAGUGUACAGUCCAUAUGCUGUUGUCAGAAGUGGGGGAGCUCAAACGUCAACAGUGACAUGCUCUGAGAAAAUGAAUUUAAAAAAAUGAAUUUAAAGAUAAUGUGUGCGAGUGUGUUUGAUGUUUUCUUAGCCUUUUCACACAGUGACCUCUUGUAAUUAUUUAGCAAAACUGAGCUGGAUGGUUUUGUUUUUCUGCUGCUCUUGACACUUUAGUGCAAACAAGAUUUAAACAUGAGGAUUCAUACUGGUCAUAAAACAGUAAGAGUGAUUUGUAAGUUCUCUGCACAGCUUUCUGUGGCUGUAGCUCCUUGUAUCUCCUGUCAGAAGAUGCCAACCAGAGUCCAAGCGAUGACCUCGACUGCGAUUUUAAAGACACUUCAAAUGUCACUCAUGCCAUAUUUGACUGGUACAAAGAGGUUGGACACUGGGGAUUUCCUGUGUGGCAGCCAUGUUGCUCUGUUGACUGUUGUUAAUGUGGGGUUGUAUACAGUUUAUCUUAAUAAAGUUGGGAUUCGGUACAAGUAUCA